AAAAGAUACGAAGAUUGGAUUACAUUAUCUUAUUUGGACACCAAAUCAAGAAAACGAUUUACUAGUUGAUAUAAUGAGUUUUACAUCUAUAAUUAUUUUGGAAAUUCAAAACCAGUUUCCUAAUGAUCCUUUUGUAGAAGCUAUAGGAAUUUUUAAAUUAUCUGCUGAAUUAUUAAAUAAUGAAAAUCUGUUAGAAUUUG
Molecule: messenger RNA, 200 nt
Organism: Cetraspora pellucida
Lineage: Eukaryota; Fungi; Glomeromycota; Glomeromycetes; Diversisporales; Gigasporaceae
Source: the annotation of a GenBank genome assembly